UGGGCGAGCAGCAGAUCUAGUCAAGGCCCACAUCCCUCGAUUCUCGAUUGCCUUCUCAACCAGCACGAUGGCGUACGAUUACGAUCCCCGUGGCCAGGAUUUCAAUGUGGCCUUUCAAGCGGACAGCGACUUUGGUGCAAGCAACGUGCGAGGCAACUUCAGCGACACCAAGCCCCGGAUAUUGCUCAUGGGCCAAAAGCGGUCGGGCAAGUCAUCCAUCCAGCAAGUUGUCUUUCACAAGAUGUCUCCGAACGAAACCCUGUUCCUUGAGACCACCAACCAUGUGGUGAAGGACGAGAUUUCCAACAGUUCGUUUGUCCAGUUUCAGAUUUGGGAUUUCCCUGGCCAGAUUGACUUCUUUGACCCAGCUUUUGAUGCUGAAGUCAUCUUUGGUGGCUGCGGAGCACUUGUCUUUGUUAUCGAUGCUCAGGACGAGUACAUCGAGCCACUUGCGCGCCUGCACCAAACAGUGGUGCGGGCCCACCAGAUCAACAAGGACAUGUCCUUUGAGGUCUUCAUUCACAAAGUUGAUGGCCUGAGCGACGACAACAAGAUUGACGUUACUCGCGACAUCCACGAACGUGUCAAGGAAGAGCUGGAACAUGAUGGCUUGGAGGAUGAAAUCCACAUGAGCUUUUACUUGACCAGCAUCUAUGACCACUCUAUCUUUGAGGCCUUUAGCAAGGUGGUUCAAAAGUUGAUCCCCCAGCUGCCCAUGCUCGAGAACCUCCUCAACACCCUCAACAACAAGUGUGGCAUUGAGAAAUCGUUCCUGUUCGACGUUGUUAGCAAAAUUUACAUUGCGACCGACAGCACACCCGUGGAUAUGAAGUCGUAUGAGUUGUGUUCAGACAUUAUUGACGUGGUCAUUGACGUGUCUUGCAUUUACGGCACGGGCGAUGAUGGGACCGCAAGUGCAUACGACGUCAAGUCUAGCUCCGUCAUCAAACUCAGCAACGGCAACGUUCUAUACUUGCGUGAAGUAAACAAAUAUCUGGCGCUGGUCUGCCUGGUGUCCAAGGACCCGGCAGAGAAGCAAGGGAUCCUCGACUACAACUUCCACUGCUUUCGCGAUGCCAUUCAGCAGGUUUUCAAGGUUCACCAGCGCGCCAUUGAGAGCCGCCAAUAGAGCCCUUGUCCCGCUUGCUGGUGUCUCCUCGUUGGUGUCAAGUGUUUUUGUUCUUUCAAGGUAAAAAAAUUGAACCUAGUCAGCUG
Molecule: messenger RNA, 1215 nt
Organism: Monosiga brevicollis MX1
Lineage: Eukaryota; Choanoflagellata; Craspedida; Salpingoecidae
Exons: 13
Coding region: 68-1129 (353 amino acids)
Biological process (GO): positive regulation of TOR signaling; regulation of autophagy; cellular response to starvation
Cellular component (GO): Gtr1-Gtr2 GTPase complex; nucleus; lysosome
Molecular function (GO): GTPase activity; GTP binding
Source: RefSeq, a predicted model, not a curated record